GUUUUCUCCAAAAUCUUCAGUCACGAGGCAUUGGAGAGCUAUCUCCCCAAGAUCCAGCUGGUGAUCAAAGACACUCUUCGGGCCUGGAGCAGCAACCCUGAGUCCAUCAACGUCUACCACGAGACCCAGAAGCUCACCUUCCGUAUGGCCAUCCGUGUCCUGCUGGGCUUCCGCAUCCCCGAUGAGGAACUCAGCCGCCUCUUUGAGGUCUACCAGCAGUUUGUGGAGAACGUCUUCUCCUUGCCCAUGGAUCUGCCCUUCAGCGGCUACAGGAGGGGCAUCCGAGCACGCGAGACGCUGCAGAAGGGGCUGGAGAAAGCCAUCCAGGAGAAACUGCAGAACACGCAGGGUAAGGACUACGCCGAUGCGCUGGACAUCCUGAUAGAGAGCGGCAAGGAGCACGGCAAGGAGCUAACCAUGCAGGAGCUGAAGGAUGGCACCCUGGAGCUCAUCUUCGCUGCCUACGCCACCACCGCCAGUGCCAGCACCUCCCUGAUCAUGCAGCUCCUCAAACACCCCCGGGUCCUGGAGAAGCUGCGGGAGGAGCUGCGCAGCAAGGGCAUCCUCCACAACGGCUACAACAUCAACAGCCUCCACUACCUGGACUGUGUCAUCAAGGAGGUGCUUCGCCUCUUCACCCCCAUCUCCGGGGGGUACCGGACAGUCCUGCAAACCUUCGAGCUGGAU
Messenger RNA from Phaethon lepturus (White-tailed tropicbird), 687 nucleotides. Its product is annotated as cytochrome P450 26B1-like. The annotation marks the transcript as partial. Gene Ontology annotation, biological process: sterol metabolic process. Lineage: Eukaryota; Metazoa; Chordata; Aves; Phaethontiformes; Phaethontidae. Gene Ontology annotation, molecular function: monooxygenase activity; heme binding; oxidoreductase activity, acting on paired donors, with incorporation or reduction of molecular oxygen. The transcript is spliced from 4 exons. The record is from RefSeq and is a predicted model, not a curated record.